CAGGUAAGCGCAUUUGCACUGGGGAGGGUUCUCGCUCGCAGGAGCAGGCCCAAGCUUCUGCCCCUGCUAACCAAAGCACCGCUUCUCUUCCUACUUCAUCUGCUGCUCUUGCUGCUUAUUUGGAGGAGCAACUGAGGUUGCCUGAGUCUUCUGUUCCUGCUUUUGUGAAUAUUAGGAACGGGGAAUUUCUGGAGAAGGAGGCCAUUGAUGUUCGCCCUGUGGUGAACCCUGAGUUGGCUGCCUGUUUCUCCCCUGCGCCGAUUAGCGAUGACAUCUUCGUUCCUCACUGGGAUGUUAGAGCUAACGAGUCUUUGUAUGCCAGCUUCCCAGAGAAAGGCGGAACGUUGGCAUACCGGAUGUUGAAGGGGUUAACACUGCCAGCUGACCGCCCUCUUGAGCGUGUUUACACCCCUGGGGCUAACGCCUGCCAAAAGGUGUUAGAGGCUGGGGUUGCUGUGAAGGAGCUCUGUGACUUCUUUUUCUUCUAUCAGAGGAAGCAUGAUGAACAUCUUGCUCUUCUUGAAGAAAAGGACAGGCAGAUCCGAGACCUGACCCUGGAAAACGAAAGAGCAUCCUCCUCCCUCACUAUUGCCAAUGCCAAUGUUCAAACGAUAUCCGUCGAAAGAGACAACUUGGCUAGUGAGGUUGUAGCUCUGCGCCUAACUGGGGAGAAUUUAGCUAAAGCUCAGACGGAGGUGGAGGCGGAGAGGAAACGUACUGAGGAUUUGGCGGAGCAGCUAAGCUUUGUUGAGCAGAGGCAUGCUGAUGAGCUGGCAGAACUUCGCCUUUCUGUGCAGAAGGAGGUGGCUGCUGCUGUGCGAGAAUUUUGUCGCUCUGACGCUCAGUAUGCCCUUCUAACGCAGAGGUAUGAUGGCGGGUAG
Molecule: messenger RNA, 881 nt
Organism: Spinacia oleracea (spinach)
Lineage: Eukaryota; Viridiplantae; Streptophyta; Magnoliopsida; Caryophyllales; Amaranthaceae
Exons: 2
Coding region: 357-881 (174 amino acids)
Source: RefSeq, a predicted model, not a curated record